Salvelinus sp. IW2-2015 is the source of this 2296-nucleotide messenger RNA. RefSeq names its product angiopoietin 2a (gene angpt2a). The record is from RefSeq and is a predicted model, not a curated record. Gene Ontology annotation, molecular function: receptor tyrosine kinase binding. NCBI's taxonomy places the organism in Eukaryota, Metazoa, Chordata, Actinopteri, Salmoniformes, Salmonidae. Gene Ontology annotation, biological process: Tie signaling pathway.
UACYACGGUUGAGGAUGGACAUUGCAAUUCCAGACUUUACUUGAUGGAAGCUGCAUCCUGAAUAGAUGUUCGGCCAUCGGCUUGUGAGAAAACACAAAUAUGGGCAUUGUUGUUUUAUCCUCUCUGCCCUUCUCCCUGACCUGUUGAUGAAGCUCUAUCCCAGKCAAAGAUGAGGAUAUGGUGGGAAGUGUUUAAUUAGUGCAUCUGCUCCUGUGUGUGUGUGUAACAAGUAGAGUCUACACAUUGCUUCUUCCAGCCUAGCAGCUCUUCGUGGUGACUGGCUACAGGGAUAUAGUGGGAGGGGCCUUGCCAUUACUCCCAUAGCUAGUAACCAGAGGGCCAACUGCAGCUGAAAUCAAGAGGCUGGAGGCUUAGUGAAAAAGAGGGAAACRUGCAGUCUAGGAAUGACACCAUCUACCCGGCGUACCCACUGACUGUAUCCCCUCCUCCUGCCUAUAAAAGAACCUGAAGAAUUGGACUGUGUGCACUUCGAUAUUCCAGAGGAUAGCAAUACAACAAUAUUUAACCUCGAAAAACAUUCAACUGMAAAGGCAGUGACCCAAAAGGAGAGCUUUGGGUAACAUUUUUACAAUAACAUUUUUGUUUUAAUUCUUAUAAAUGUUUUAUGUUGGCUUACUGGUGGUCUUGAGUGGCUGCCUGGCCCUGGGGRCAGGCUACAGGAAAACUACAGACCCAACAGCUGCUAAGAGACAGUACCAGAUCCAAAAUGGCCCGUGCAGCUACACCUUCCUGCUGCCUGAACAGGACAACUGCAAGACCCCAAGCAGCACCUACACCAACCUGGUCCAGAAGGACGAUCCGGCAGAGUAUGAUGAGUCGGUCCAGAGGCUAGAGCAGCUGGAGAACAUCAUUGAGAACAACACACAGUGGCUCCUCAAGCUGGARAACUACAUACAGGAAAACAUGAAACAGGAGAUGUUCCAGAUCCAGCAGAAUGCAGUGCACAACCACACGGCAGCCAUGAUAGAGUUUGGAACUAACCUGCUGAGUCAGACCGUUGAACAAACACGGAAGCUGACUAACGUAGAGGCRCAGGUAAUAAAUCAUACAACUCGGCUCGAACGUCAGCUUCUUGAGAACUCUCUAUCAACGAGUAAGUUGGAAAAACAGCUCAUUUUCCAAACAAAUGAAAUAACCAAGCUGAAUGACAAAAACAGCUAYCUGGAGAAGAGGGUGGGGGAGAUGGAGGAGCAGAGGCAGGUGGAGCUGAAGACGCUGAAGGAGGAGAAGGAGCAGCUCUCUACACUGGUACUGAGACAGACGGCUGUCAUCGAGGAGCUGGAACAACAGCUGCUGCGGGCCACCACCAAUAACUCUGCCCUGCAGCGGCAGCAACAGGAGCUGCUUGAGACCGUCAACAACCUCAUCUACACAAUCUCUAUCCCCACAGGUGGAGGGAACAAGCCUACCAUGAUGCAGGACACACCAACCACAUACCCAGACUGUGCUGCUGUCUACAAGUCAGGAAACACAGACAGUGGAGUCUACUCACUGACCCUUCCCAAUACUACACAGGAGAUUAAGGCUUACUGUGACAUGGAGACAGAGGGGGGUGGAUGGACAGUACUACAAAAACGAUUUGAUGGCCGUGUUGACUUUCACCGUACGUGGAAAGAGUACAAAAUGGGCUUUGGAAACCCUUCAGGUGAAUACUGGUUGGGAAAUGAGUUUGUUUCGAUACUGACCAAUCAGCACCCAUACGUCUUGAGAAUACAGAUGAUGGAUUGGGAGGAAAACGCAGGAUUCUCACUAUAUGACCAGUUCUCUCUAGGAAGUGAAGCAGAAAACUACAGAAUACACCUUAAAGGCUACAGUGGCACAGCAGGCAAAAUUAGUAGCCUUGGUCAGCCGGGAAGUGAUUUCAGCACAAAAGAUGCAGACAACGACAAAUGUGUUUGCAAAUGCUCACAACUGACAACAGGAGGCUGGUGGUUUGACGCCUGCGGCCCCUCCAACUUGAACGGAAUAUUUUUCCAGCAGGGCCAGAACUCAAAUCGAUUCAAUGGAAUCAAAUGGUACUACUGGAAAGGCUCAGGCUACUCACUGAAGUCCACCACAAUGAUGAUCAGACCAGUAGACUUCUGAGGCUGUGACAGAGACAUGCCUCUCACAGACAUGCAUAGAAUGGAGAGCAGAGCUCUGUCACUCUGGGAAACAACUACACAGACAAACAAAAAAGACCAAACAGGCCAAAGUGCUCCAUAACAGCAACCUCAUCACUUCCGAACAUUCCACAAGGGAAGGAACAAUUUGCUUUGCUCCAACAAGUCACUUU